UCAUUUUGCUUUUGUGUGUACAUAGCUAUGUACAUACAUAUGUACACACACGCAACACAGCUACGCAAUUUUCAGUCAAACAUCUGACUACAAAGACAGAAUUAUUUCCACGUUAAAAUUUAUAUAGACAUAAUGUCUAAAAACCCAUUUGUCUCUCUUAAAAUAUCGGUUAAGCAGUGGCUCAAACCGAAACCCGACAAAAAAUCGAUCCCCUCAGGAAAAGAAAAGGACGAAGUGCAAAAAGUGAAAACAUUGACGUUCGCAGAUUUACGAGCGAAAGGAGGCCUAGAUUCUGCCCUGGAUUAUUUGCAAACAAAUAUCAUUGUUCCACACUUUAAUCAGAAAUUGUAUGAGAGAGCUGGUCUGAAAGGGGACCAUUAUGCUGGGGAUAAGCUCAUCCUGUAUGGCGAUGAUAACGAGGGAAUAGCAAACAUGGUUGAUGCCCUAGCCCACGAAUUGUUCAAUCCUGACGGCACACGACAUGACGGGACAGUAAUUACCAUUUCGGAAGAACAAAACGACUGGUUGACCACAGCUCAGAAGCAGUACGAGGACGUGCAUAAAUUAGUUGACCAUGCAGCCAAAAAUAUGCCGGCAAUCAUUUUCGUGGAAAGUGUCCACCCUGAGUUUAAGUUUAAAGAUGGCACGGAAGCAUUACUAUCUCACAUUGCUUGGUGCUUGAACAACAGCUUGGAGAAGCUACAACCUGUCUCCAAAAUCGUGCUGAUUUUGGGCCUAAACAGUCUGAUUGAAAAAGAAGAGAUUUGUCUAAAACGUCGCGGAUUCACUAAAAUUCUUCAUGUUAAAAAAGUGUGGACGGUGGAAGCUAUUAGGAAGCAGUUGAUCGCGACCACCUCAGAUUGGGAGGGACGCCCUGAAGAUGCAAUUUUGGACAAUAUGUCGAAGAACCUAUCCACUUUAGAUGAUAAGGACAUGAAGGUGAAAAUAGAGAAAAUUUGUUCCACUGCGUUUCGAAAAUGUUUGUUACGCCAGGCCGAAAAAUAUUCGGGGGCAGAUGUUGCAGGUAGUUUGAAACCUUAUCGAAUUAAUGAGGCCGAGAUUAAUCCAACGGAGAAAGAUUGGGACGAAGCAUUCGCUGAGGUUAAGAAUGAGGAGAAAUCGCAUGGAUAAAAAUAAUUUAUUUAUACUCUUGAGCUAUCGUUACUGGCCGGAGUUAUAUGAUUCCACCCAUCGUAAUAAGGGUAUAAUCUUUUAGUACUAUUGUGGUAAUGAAAUAUUUACAACUCAGGUACAAAAUUAAGAAUUACUACCAAUCCGGUAGGAAGUUAUUUCCAAAUAAAUACCUAUACGCGAUAUCUAUGUAUGUAUAUGUUACUCUACAGAUUUUUAACAGUGUAACGAUGCGUAUCUUACUGUAUUUAAUUUGCUGCUCAUUUAACUCUUUUUUUAAUUAACCACUUAUUGUAAAAUUUGUGUACUUAUGUAUUGCAUAUCAGCAAAUUAUUUUAAUUAAGACGAAAAAGUUGUUAAUAAAGUAUGAUAGACAAAUUUGCAGAAUUUUACUCACACAGGACUCAUAAUGCCUACAUGAUCGUAAAUCUGUACAUAUGUAUGUUUGUAUCUAUAAAUAAAUUUUUUGAGAUAUCUACA
This is a messenger RNA of Folsomia candida, 1611 nucleotides long. RefSeq lists its product as uncharacterized. Bases 133 to 1131 code for a protein of 332 amino acids. NCBI's taxonomy places the organism in Eukaryota, Metazoa, Arthropoda, Collembola, Entomobryomorpha, Isotomidae. The record is from RefSeq and is a predicted model, not a curated record. The transcript is spliced from 4 exons.